CGCCGAAUUUGUUCUCUAUUCUUGGCUUGCAGCAAAACUCAAGCUUCCCAAUCGCGUCCGCCAAUGGCAUAACGAACGGAGUAGGCGGAAUGUUUGGGUCGCGUGAAAGUGACGAGGAGCUGCUUGUCGCUGCUCUGCGAGAAAGUGGCGCUAAGGGUUUGACCUACAGACAGGCUUUGGAAGGUCUGCACGGUGUACACAACCACACCGCGAACCAAUGGAAGGACUAUUAUCUCGAGCACACACAGCGUAUUAAUUCCUUGCUGUCUCAGCGUAACGGCGAUCGGCCGGUGGCCGUGGCGAAGAAGCCAGCAAUCGACUCUAAGCUGCGAAAUGGCAGCUCAUCGCAUCUUCACGGGCACUCGAGCUCGCCUCCGGUGAAGGUCAAGCACGAACGUGUCAGCGCUGCGGAUCGUGGACGAUCGGACACGAAGGUGAAAGUCAAAACUGAACGCACGGGGAAAGCAAAGAGCAAGGACCGCGUGUCGCGCACGCCUUCACCACCUCGGAACCCUGUCAAACGGGGUCAGAAGUACUCGUUCACGGACGAAGACCGUGAUUGGUUCGUGCGCUACGCCAACUAUCGACUCAAGGAGGAUCCCAAUUUGAAAAAGCUGGAUAUAUGCGCUGAGCUUGCGAAGAAAGCCCCGCACCAUUCAGCCUUGUCCUGGAUGAGCCACUGGGGGCAGCAACGGGUUUAUUACGCCUCCGUCAUCCCACACUUUCAGGAGUAUGUCUCGAAGGAGGAACCCAUUACUGGAGAUAGCGCAAGCUCGGGCGAAGACUCGGAAGAGGACGAUGACGGUACUGAUUCGCAGUAUUCUUCCAGUGCUUCAGAAUCAAGCGAGGAGACAGAUUCCGAAGAAGAUAUCAAGAACAUGAGUGGUGCUGGAAGGACAUUGAACGACGCUGACAAAAGGGUCCUCGCUCGAUACAUCGCUGCAUUUGGUACCGACUGGGACCAUAUGAGCUACAAGGACAGAUGGGAGUCCAUUGUAGAUAAAUAUCCUCAACGAAAUUUGAAGGCUUGGGCACAGAUUUUUCACGUCCAUUCGAGAGCCAUCAACAAUCUUGCUCGCAAGUACCGUAGAAGAAGCUUUGCCCGCAAGUCCGUGCUAUCACAAAAGGCGGUACCGAGCUGGGCAAAGAAGCAGACAUCUUCCGCUGGUCUGAAACGAGUGCGUUCAUAUGAGGAAGAAGACAGUCAGUCGUCUAAGCGGACACGAGACGAACCCUCGUUGUGAUUCCUUUUGGUUUCAUUCCCAUUAGCCGCAAGAUCAUCGCUACUCUUUUCUCAUCGCUACUCUUUUCUGUACAUUCCCCUGCGACUUUGUCAUAUAAUACCUACGAUGUGUAGUACUCGUUCC
Molecule: messenger RNA, 1367 nt
Organism: Phanerochaete carnosa HHB-10118-sp
Lineage: Eukaryota; Fungi; Basidiomycota; Agaricomycetes; Polyporales; Phanerochaetaceae
Exons: 5
Coding region: 90-1244 (384 amino acids)
Source: RefSeq, a predicted model, not a curated record